UCAUGGUGUCCAGGACGAAGAGCGGCUGCUGACUGGGGGGAAACAGGGCUCUAUGGAGGUACCUUAAAUAAAACUACCAAAUAAAGUUAACUGGACUUAGUGUUCUAACUCACAGACGCCUCCGGUCGAAGUUUUCAAACUUUUACGGGCACCCGGACUAGCAAAAAAACCAAAACAACAACUACUAAGUGAAGUACGCCGCAUCAGGUGUGGCAGGACAAACCGAGGCUCUGGGAAAAACGCGGUCCUUCCCUUCAACACCAGCCCCACUGCUUCUCCCGGGACUGCGGCGCUUACUUACUUUCGGGGACGGAAUGGCGCGCUUUCAUCAGCCGGGAAACGACGUGUAGUCGCGGGGAGAAAGUUGCACCCCAACUCGCCCCCGCCAUGGGCGCGCGCUUGUCUCGGAGCGGCAGCUGCCUGUCGCUUCUCCCCGAGAGGCAGGCGGCGGGCCGGCCGGCGGAGCGCAGAGAGUCCGACAACGACUCCCUGGACGGGCUCGUCAGGCGCGAGGACAUCGCCCAGUUUCCCUACGUGGAGUUCACCGGGAGGGACAGCAUAACCUGCCCCACAUGCCAGGGCACCGGGAGGAUCCCUUCAGAACAAGUGAACGAGCUGGUGGCGCUGAUCCCGUACAGCGACCAAAGGCUGCAGCCUCAGAGGACGAAGCUGUAUGUCGUCCUGUCGGUGGUGCUGUGUCUUCUGGCCUCCUCGCUCGUAGCCUUCUUCCUCUUCCCUCGCUCCGUGGUGGUGGUGGACGCAGGAAUCCGCUCAGUGAGCGUGCAGUUUGAUCACUCCAGUACCACAGUCCUAAUGAACAUGACGAGCACGCUGAACUUCAGCAACCCAAACUUCUUCUCCGUGCUGGUGCAGAGCGUGAACUGUCAGGUCCUCUACAUGAAGACGGUGAUCGGGACGCAGCAGCUGGACAACGCCACCACCAUCCAGCCGCUCAGUCACAGCCAGGUGAACUACACUGUCAGUGUGGAGAUCGGCAGCAGUACGCCUUAUGUCUAUGCCUUCUGCACAAUGCCCAGCAUCAAGGUCCACAACAUUGUCGUAUUUAUGCAAACCUCAGUGAAAACCUCCUACAUGGUGCGGACCUCCCAGAACAGCCUGGAGGCUUACCGCUACAUAGACUGCGGCGCCAACACCACCUACCCCAGGACCCGGCAGCAGCACAGGCCCUCUCUGCCGUGAGGCCGGGCAGAUCAUUCCCACAAGGGACUCCCAGAAUGCACUUUGUUUUCACAUACGCAUUCCCAAGUGAACAUCGGAUUUAGUUUCUGAUCAAUAUGAGAUGCUUUUAUAGCCUUUUUUCUCAUUUCUGGGUUCUCGCUGCAUUUCCACGCAUGUAAAAAAAGGUUUUUUUUUGUUCAUUCACAGACAGACUGGCUCACAUGUUGUGGACAACGGAGUGAAAAACUCAGUGAUUCACUCCCAGACAGCGUCCUCUAUUAGAAGCAACACAAAGCUCUUUUCUUUCAGGGAACAUUGUUGUCGUUCUCAGACACAAACCUAAACUGUUCCUGCUGAUGCUUUAACCGUCUUCCACUUCACACUGUUGGCUGAAUCCUGCUGACUUCUCUUUUUAGGAAGAGGGAAAUAUGGGUUUACUGGUUCUGCUUUGGACCCACGCAGAGACACUGUUUUUUUUUUUUUUUUUUGCACCUUGUUCUUGCCUGCUGGUGGCUUUAAACACAGUAAAAUAUUUUUUAUCAGAUGUAUAGAUGAUGUCUGGUCAGUCUACACGCUGAUGUUUUAGAUCGGUGUUUACAGACUCAAGAGUUCCCCCAUGAAAUGUAGAUGAAGUUCUUAAUCGGUGACGCUACAGGUCAGGCUCCAGAAAAACACCAAUAAGGGGUUUUAUGUACGGUUUUUUUUUUGUCUCCGCACCUCCAACCUAUGAGCACCUGAAUGUCGUUUUCACAUCCAUCUAAGAUACUUCUAGAUCCAUUCUCCGUUUGUUGUUCACAAUGAAGAUGGACUCAAAUUAGAUUGUUUCUUUUUAAAGGGGCUUUGGUCUAUUUCUGAAUUCUGGGGAUUUUAUAAAGGGCUGUAAUAUUUUCUUUGGUUUAUGAUGUUAUAAAGAGAUUGAAGAGAAUUGUGAAUAAAUGAAAUUAAAAAAAAUCAA
Fundulus heteroclitus (mummichog) is the source of this 2134-nucleotide messenger RNA. It is a transcript of the gene tmem106c, whose product is annotated as transmembrane protein 106C. The transcript has 7 exons. NCBI's taxonomy places the organism in Eukaryota, Metazoa, Chordata, Actinopteri, Cyprinodontiformes, Fundulidae. Bases 388 to 1200 code for a protein of 270 amino acids. The record is from RefSeq and is a predicted model, not a curated record.